CUCAGAGAAGGCUUGCUGUGAAUCAGAUUGUCCUGUCUACACCAACAGCAGCAGCAGGUCUGUCCUGUCUACAGUGCAGCAGCAGCAGGUCUGUCCUCUCUACAGUGCAGCAGCAGGUCUGUCCUGUCUACAUUGACAGCAGCAGCAGCUCUGUCCUGUCUACAUUGACAGCAGCAGCAGCUCUGUCCUGUCUACAGUGCAGCAGCAGGUCUAUCCUGUCUACAGUGCAGCAGCAGGUCUGUCCUGUCUACACUGACAGCAGCAGCAGCUCUGUCCUGUCUACAGUGCAGCAGCAGCUCUGUCCUGUCUACACUGACAGCAGCAGCAGCUCUGUCCUGUCUACAGUGCAGCAGCAGCUCUGUCCUGUCUACACUGACAGCAGCAGCAGCUCUGUCCUGUCUACAGUGCAGCAGCAGGUCUGUCCUGUCUACACCGACAGCAGCAGGGCUCGUGAGUGGAUGUCAGCACUGCGCUCCACAGGGUCACUUUCCAGGAGGAAUACUUCAAUGGUAUGAAACUAGCAAGAAUCAGGAAGCAGGACUAGCCUAUAAACUGUGAGACACCUUGAGUUAUCCAUCAGCUGAGGCCCUCUAGAACUAAUAGGACCCUGUGUGAUGUCCACUUAACCCACACAUGAAGACACUGAGCAAAUAUAAACUCUAUGAGAUCCCUGACAGACGCUGAGGCUGCAGCUGAGAAACCACAAGAGGGCGGACAUUCAGGAGACUCCAAGAAGGUGCUUAUCAAGGUCCAUCAUAACGGGGCGAGGGCAGAGCAACGCGUGGAGAUCUUCUAGAGAAGCAUGUCCGUGGUGAACGACACCAGGCUGGAGUCCCUGCUGGCCUCGCUGCUCCAGGAGUACCUGAACAAGACAGCAGCGGGGGGCAGAGCGAGGCCGCAGGACGAGAGCAUGGGGACCCUCUACAUCCUGCUCAUGAUGGGCUUCUUCAGCUUCUUCACCUUUGCCAUCAUGCUCAGGUACAUCCGCUCAAAGAAACUGGAGCACUCCCACGACCCCUACAACCUGUACAUCGCCAACGACUGGACCGCGGGCAACUCCGCCUUGACCCACACCAACACCAGCAACAGCGGCUGGGUCAUCCCCAACCACAUGGUGACAGGAGGGGCCAGCCGGCACAUCCCUGGGUGACCAGCAGGCAGAAGGCUGUGUGUGUGUGUGUGUGUGGACACUGAAAAGCAACCUUGAUUUGCUGCUUCAAAGCAAAUGCAGAGCAGCUGAUUUUGUAACACUAUGUGUGUGUGUGUGUGUGUGUGUGUGUGUGUGUGUGUGUGUUUAUCUUGCAUUAUGUUGACCAGUGUUGUCCACAUACUGAUAGUAUUUAAGUAGUAAUGCUAGUGGGAGAUGAUGCAUAUUUUUUAAAUGAAACAUUCAAUGCAGAAUUAUUUCCUUUAUUUUCGUUCCAUGCACCUCUGGAGUUUAUAAUUGUAAAAGCACAUGUCAGUCGAUGUGUGUGUGUGUGUGUGUGUGUGUGUCUCUGUGAGCGUGUAUCUGUGUUUGCAUGUCUGUGUGUGUGUGUGUGUGUGUGUGUGUGUGCAUCUGUGUGUUUGUGAGGACAGUGGAACACAAAACAAGGAGAUAACUUUUAUUUCCUCUAAUAAAGAAAGACCACUACAGCGGUUGAAAUCCCAUCACACUCAAAACAUUAAAUGGCCUGUUUUCUAAAA
Molecule: messenger RNA, 1686 nt
Organism: Polyodon spathula (Mississippi paddlefish)
Lineage: Eukaryota; Metazoa; Chordata; Actinopteri; Acipenseriformes; Polyodontidae
Product: potassium voltage-gated channel subfamily E member 1-like
Exons: 3
Coding region: 803-1150 (115 amino acids)
Biological process (GO): regulation of heart rate by cardiac conduction; negative regulation of delayed rectifier potassium channel activity; potassium ion export across plasma membrane
Cellular component (GO): membrane
Molecular function (GO): potassium channel regulator activity; delayed rectifier potassium channel activity; voltage-gated potassium channel activity involved in ventricular cardiac muscle cell action potential repolarization
Source: RefSeq, a predicted model, not a curated record